GCCACUCUAUAUUUCGUAGCGCCACUCUCUCUUACGCUUGAAACAGUAGUACCUUUUGCAUCAGAAAUUGUACUCCUGUCCUGGAAAUAGCAAAACACCUUCCCGUAUAGUCCUCCACGUUGCUAUAUUCCCACACGUUAUCGUCUACGUCUCUGUCUGGUGCGACCAUGGCGGCCAGCUUCUCGAUCCUGCAGUUUUCGCCCCAAGGUCUUCAGAGCGUUGAUUCCAGGAGGAAAUUAGGCGGAGCUGUUGGUUUGAAGUCCAAUGGUGUUAGGUGUUUGUAUUCGAGGAAUGGGAGAGGGAAGCCUGAGGAUGACUUGAAGGAAGUGGAGAGGAUUCUGGAAGAGAAGCGUCGGGCGGAGCUGUCUGCUCGCAUCGCUAAUGGCGAAUUCACGAAGUCUACCUUUGCUGUGAAACUCAAAGAUGGUUUGUCAAAAUUGGGCUUGCCGAAAGAGGUGCUUCAAUUCAUAUCCAAAUUCAACGAAGGUAUGGAAGACAUUUUAAAGAUUCCAGAGGCUAGAGGUUCAAUCAGUUCUAUCAGAAAAGAACCCUUCUUUAAGCCCUUGUAUGAGCUUUACUUGACUUAUGGUGGAAUUUUCCGGCUAAUGUUUGGUCCUAAGUCCUUUAUAAUAGUAUCGGAUCCAUCUAUCUCAAAACAUAUAUUGAAAGACAACCCGAAGGCUUAUUCAAAGGGGAUUUUAGCUGAAAUUUUGGAAUUUGUAAUGGGGAAAGGACUGAUACCUGCUGAUGGAGAGAUAUGGCGUGUCAGACGACGAGCCAUAGUUCCUGCACUGCAUAAGAAGUUUGUGGCUGCAAUGUUUAAGCUGUUUGGAGAAGCUACUGAUAGACUCUGCAGAAAGCUUGAUGCUGCUGCAUCUGAUGGUGAGGAUGUGGAGAUGGAGUCUCUAUUUUCUCGUUUGACAUUGGAUAUCAUUGGGAAAGCUGUAUUCAAUUAUGACUUUGACUCAUUGCAAGUCGACACUGGAAUUGUUGAGGCAGUGUACACUGUCUUGCGAGAAGCAGAAGAUCGAAGUGUUGCGCCAAUUCCAGUUUGGGAGAUUCCCAUUUGGAAAGAUAUUUCCCCGAAGCUGAGAAAGGUUAAUGGUGCUCUGAAGCUGGUUAAUGAAACACUCGAUGAUCUGAUUGCAAUAUGUAAGAAAAUGGUGGAUGAGGAAGAAUUGCAGUUUCAUGAAGAAUACAUGAAUGAACAAGACCCCAGCAUUCUUCAUUUUCUAUUAGCAUCUGGAGAUGAUGUUUCAAGCAAACAACUACGUGAUGAUCUAAUGACAUUGCUCAUAGCUGGACAUGAAACCUCUGCUGCUGUGUUGACUUGGACAUUUUAUCUUCUUGCAAAGGAGCCAAGUGUCAUGGCCAAGCUUCAAGACGAGGUUGACACUGUACUAGGCGAUCGAUUUCCGACAAUGGAAGACAUGAAAAACCUCAAGUAUACAACUCGAGUGAUUAAUGAAUCAUUGAGGCUGUAUCCACAACCGCCUGUUUUAAUCCGCCGGUCUCUUGAGGAUGAUGUACUUGGAGACUACCCAAUUAAAAGUGGCGAAGAUAUUUUUAUCUCUGUGUGGAAUCUUCAUCGCUGUCCUAAGCAUUGGGAAGAAGCUGAUCGAUUCAAUCCUGAAAGAUGGCCUUUAGAUGGUCCAAAUCCAAACGAGACAAAUCAAAAUUUCAGUUACUUGCCUUUUGGUGGAGGACCAAGAAAAUGUAUUGGAGACAUGUUUGCUUUAUUUGAGACUGUUGUAGCCGUAGCAAUGCUUGUUCGUAGGUUUGACUUCCAAAUUGCACUUGGAGCACCUCCGGUUAACAUGACGACCGGAGCAACAAUUCACACAACAGAAGGUUUAAAAAUGACAGUCACACCGAGGAGGAAGCCUCCCAUUAUUCCGAAUUUGGAAAUCCCAACUUUGCAGGUAGACUCACCAUACAACAUACCGGAGGUGAAACCUGUCUCGGAUUACAAAGAUGAAGUCCCGUCUGCGCAUCCGUAAUUGUUCGGUACGCCUUUAUAUCACAUUCAUUAAAAUAGGUAUAUAGCUAAAUAAGUAGUUACACAUGGCUAUCAUCUUCACUAAACUACAUAAUGCGUGCAAGAGUUGCCCGAGUUAUACGUCGCCUGCCUUAGAUUUAUAGUGUUGCAUAAUCUACAUAUAUAUAUAUAUAUAUAUAAUCAAUGGAAAUGAGUGUUUAAUUGUUCUGUUUCUGUGUCUAGACAUAAUUUGCCGUCUUCAGUGAAUAAAUUGAAUUAUUCUUUACUAUGCCUAUUUAUGUGUUGCAAAACAAAAUAGUCGAGUCUGGUGUAUAUUUAUUUUUCACUUCAGGUCGCAUUUUCUUCGGGUUUUUUUGUUUUAAUUUUAAAAUUUUACUAUAGUGUAUGUGAAUGGAUACUACUACCAUGAGCUAUUGUUUGUAAUCUAUGAAUGUUUGGUACCUAAGAGAUUUUUUUUGUGCAUAUAAUGAAUAUUUUGAUGUUCCAUA
Molecule: messenger RNA, 2487 nt
Organism: Andrographis paniculata
Lineage: Eukaryota; Viridiplantae; Streptophyta; Magnoliopsida; Lamiales; Acanthaceae
Product: protein LUTEIN DEFICIENT 5, chloroplastic
Exons: 16
Coding region: 168-2000 (610 amino acids)
Biological process (GO): xanthophyll biosynthetic process
Cellular component (GO): chloroplast
Molecular function (GO): iron ion binding; oxidoreductase activity, acting on paired donors, with incorporation or reduction of molecular oxygen; beta-carotene 3-hydroxylase activity
Source: RefSeq, a predicted model, not a curated record